AUGGAGAAAAAAUCUAUAUCAAAAUUUGGGUACCCGGUGGAGUUGCAUAAAGUAGUCACUGACGAUGGGUACGUUUUAACCAUGUCUAGAAUUCCUGCCCCCGACAAACCGCCAUUACUGAUCGUACAUGGACUAUUUGGAUGCUCGGUUGAUUCAACCAUUCAAGGACCAAACAAAUCACUUGCGUUUAUGGCUCGAGAUGCCGGUUUCGAUGUUUGGAUGGGCAACAAUCGAGGUACUACCUACUCCAAAGAACACCAAUCACUGCAUGUCGAUUCCAAAGAAUUUUGGCAAUUCAGCUUUCACGAGCUCGGACUGUAUGACCUAGCGGCCAUGGUUGAUUACGUCCUGGGACAAACCCACCGAAAGCAAUUGAACUAUAUAGGACACUCUCAAGGUUCAACACAGUUUCUAGUCCUCAACAGCUUACUUCCACAGUACAAUGCAAAAUUUGCAAGCGUUCAUCUUUCGUCACCAGUUUCUUUCAUUCAUCAUGCUACAACACCUGCGGUAUUCUUAGCACCUCGUUUGGAUGAGUUGGAAGCCGCAGUUAAAACCUUACGUAUGUACGAACUUGCUGGCCGUGGUAAUGGGUCGUUCAUGGAUGCCAUUGCGUUUGGCGUUAAAGUUGGUCUGAUACCCGUGGGUUUAGUUCUGAUCAACAUGUGGUACUUCAUCGGCUUCCACGAUUCCGUGAACCGAUCUUUGAUUCCGGAAUUAAUGCAAUAUAGUCCGGCAGGAGCUUCUGCAUUUUCCUUUCUGCAUUACAUUCAGCUGUAUAAUGCCAAAAACUUCCAGCGGUAUGACUACAAACCGAAAGAAAAUCUUCGUCGCUAUGGUAGCAAGUCACCUCCGGCCUAUCCGCUGCACAAGAUUACCGCACCGGUUUCGCUCUACUACAGUGAUGAUGAUAACUUUAACCAGCCGGAUGACGUAGAGGAGUUGGCACUUCGGUUGCCGAAUGUGCAACGCAAGUACAGGAUUCCGGUACGCAAGUGGAAUCACUUGGACUUUCUCUACGCUGCUGAAGCGCACAGAGUCUACAGAGUUGUACUGUCCGGAUUAAGAAAAGAUUUUCGCUAA
Messenger RNA from Sabethes cyaneus, 1083 nucleotides. RefSeq names its product lipase 3-like. Gene Ontology annotation, molecular function: hydrolase activity, acting on ester bonds. The record is from RefSeq and is a predicted model, not a curated record. Lineage: Eukaryota; Metazoa; Arthropoda; Insecta; Diptera; Culicidae. The coding region runs from base 1 to 1083 and encodes 360 amino acids. The transcript has 2 exons.